AUGUAUAAAUCAUUAUCAUCCACCACAACUAACAAACUCAAACAUCAACCUUCUAAACUUGAUUUAAUUGAUGAUACAACUUUAACUUCUUUACCAUUACCUCCACCUCCACCUUUAAGACGUCAUCUUUCUCGUUCAAGGUCACCUACUUCUUCUUCACAAGGUUCAAAGUUAUCUCACUCUAGUAGUAUAAAUAACUCUACCAGAAUUAACAGUAAUAAUAGUAACAAUAACAAUUGUCAAACGAAAAAUCUUGAUGCUAAUUAUUCUUAUGAAGAUAUUGAUGUUGAUGAUAUAGAUGAUAGUUGUGAUAAUGAUAAUGAUGAAGAAGUAGAAGAAGAAAUGAUGCAAGAGGACUAUAUUGGAGGUGAUGAUUAUGAUUAUGAAUAUGAAUAUACUUUUGAUGAAGAUAGUCAAGAUCCAAUAGUUUUAAUUGAAGAUUAUUUUCAACCUCAAAAUAUCAAAUUCGCCAAUAAUACAACCACCACUAUAAAUAAUAAUAAUAAUAAUAAUACCCUACUAAAUCAACAAAAAUUAUUACGACAACAAUCAUUAGCAAAUUUUAAACAAAGUUUAUUACUAAUACAUAAUCAUCAGAAUACCCUUAACAAUAUUAACCCCCUUAAUGACGAUUCUAAUUUAAUUUUAAAAAUCAAUCGUAAAGAAGAUUUACAAGCUAUAUUUGGAGAAAUUCCUGGUUCAAAAUUACUUAAAUAUUGUGAAUUUUGUGAAAAACCAUUAUAUGAAAUCUCAUCAAUUAUAAAUAACCACAACAACAACAACAAUAAUAAUAGUCAUAACCAAAAACAUCAGCAACAACCUCAGUAUCAACAACAAUGUCAUUAUGAAUUUAUUUGUGGAGAUUGUAUUGAAAAUUAUGAUCAAUAUUAUAAUCUGGAAUUUGCUAAUGUUAUAAUUGGUGGUGGUAGUGGUGGUGGUAAUAAUUGUGGUAAUGAAAUUGAAAUUGAAAAUAAAAAUAAAAAUAAAUUAUGGAAAAUAUUCCAUUCAAUUUCAUAUAAAUAUAAAAUCAUUGAAUAA
Messenger RNA from Candida albicans SC5314, 1038 nucleotides. RefSeq lists its product as uncharacterized. Bases 1 to 1038 code for a protein of 345 amino acids. Lineage: Eukaryota; Fungi; Ascomycota; Pichiomycetes; Serinales; Debaryomycetaceae. The transcript has a single exon. The record is from RefSeq and is a predicted model, not a curated record.